AUGCCAGCCCGGUCUCUGCUACUUCAAGACACGGCCGACAUCACCAGACACAUUAUGGAGCAGACUGGAAACAAAAACUUAGGGCACAGGACUUAUGUUGCCAAACUUGUGAGGGAGAAAACUUCCAGAAGAAAAUUCUUGGGCAGAAAACUUGGUGGCAACAAUAUUUCAGACACGAGAAAUAUAAACAAGAAACUAUCAUCGCUACAGCUGUAUCGGAAAUACAUCGCUUUUAGGGGCCGACACCAAGAAGAACCGACGCCAAGAAGGGCCGACGCCAAGAAGAACCGACACCAAGAAGAACCGACACCAAGAAGAACCGACACCAAGAAGAACCGACACCAAGAAGGGCCGACACCAAGAAGAACCGACACCAAGAAGAACCGACACCAAGAAGAACCGACACCAAGAAGAACCGACACCAAGAAGAACCGACACCAAGAAGGGUCGACACCAAGAAGAACCGACACCAAGAAGAACCGACACCAAGAAGAACCGACACCAAGAAGAACCGACACCAAGAAGAACCGACACCAAGAAGAACCGACACCAAGAAGAACCGACACCAAGAAGAACCGACACCAAGAAGGGCCGACACCAAGAAGAACCGACACCAAGAAGAACCGACACCAAGAAGAACCGACACCAAGAAGAACCGACACCAAGAAGAACCGACGCCAAGAAGAACCGACACCAAGAAGAACCGACACCAAGAAGAACCGACACCAAGAAGGGUCGACACCAAGAAGAACUGACGCCAAGAAGAACCGACACCAAGAAGAACCGACACCAAGAGGGGCCGACACCAAGAAGAACCGACGCCAAGAAGGGCCGACGCCAAGAAGAACCGACACCAAGAAGAACCGACACCACUAA
Molecule: messenger RNA, 876 nt
Organism: Procambarus clarkii (red swamp crayfish)
Lineage: Eukaryota; Metazoa; Arthropoda; Malacostraca; Decapoda; Cambaridae
Source: RefSeq, a predicted model, not a curated record